This is a messenger RNA of Cajanus cajan (pigeon pea), 1670 nucleotides long. Its product is annotated as protein RETICULATA-RELATED 3, chloroplastic. The record is from RefSeq and is a predicted model, not a curated record. NCBI's taxonomy places the organism in Eukaryota, Viridiplantae, Streptophyta, Magnoliopsida, Fabales, Fabaceae.
UUCCCUUCAUCACAAACCCUGCUUCAGUGAUUACCCUACUCUAUUGCUUCUACUUUCCUCAACUUUCAUACAUUAAAAAAAGGGUUUUUCUUCCAAAGGUUUAAGCUUGGUUUCUCAAGCGGCCAUCAUUUAUUCCCUCACCAACCCACCAUCCAGAUCCAGAUCAAAUGGCAUCUAUGGCUAUGUUGCGUUUUUCUCCACUCUCAGGUGAACACCAUGCACUUUCUUUCCCAUCAUCGCCAUCACCACCACCUAAGCUUCAGAAUCGUCCUUUGUACCUCUCCAAUUUCACCCAUUUGCCUCAAAGGUUGAAACUUUCCGUCGCCGGGGGCGACGGCGGAGAUGGGGUCGGACGGGGCGGUGGUGGCGGUGGCGGUGGCGGUGGCGGAGGUGAAAGUUGGGGAGAGGGUGAAAAUUCCAAAGAUUCCUCUUUUGGGGUUUUGGGUCUGUUUCUGAAUGGGUGGAGAUCAAGGGUUGCUGCUGAUCCACAGUUUCCUUUCAAGGUUUUGAUGGAGGAGUUGGUGGGUGUGAGUGCUUGUGUCUUAGGUGACAUGGCUUCGAGGCCUAAUUUUGGGUUGAAUGAACUUGACUUUGUCUUUUCAACUUUGGUAGUUGGGGCAAUUCUGAAUUUCACUCUCAUGUAUCUGUUGGCACCUACCAUGACAUCAUCAGCAUCCAACCUACCAGCCCUCUUUGCCUCAUGCCCCAAGAGUCACAUGUUUGAGCCUGGUGCCUAUUCCCUUCUUGAUAGGCUAGGAACCCUAGUGUACAAAGGCACCAUUUUUUCUGUUGUUGGUUUUGGUGCAGGGCUAGUUGGAACCACACUCUCAAAUGGUUUGAUCAUGAUGAGGAAGAAGAUGGAUCCCACCUUUGAGACCCCCAACAAGCCCCCACCCACCAUUUUGAAUGCCCUCACUUGGGCUGGCCACAUGGGGGUUAGCAGCAAUUUGAGGUACCAAACACUGAAUGGUGUUGAGUUCAUGUUGGAGAGGGUGCUCAACCCCUUGGCUUUCAAGUCCUCAGUGUUGGUGCUGAGGUGUGUCAACAAUGUUCUUGGGGGCAUGUCCUUUGUGGUGUUGGCAAGGUUAACUGGUGCUCAGAGUGUUGGGGGGGAGCAGAAGGAGCAUGAGGUUGCUUUGAUUGCAGAGAAGAAGGUGGAAUCAGAGAGGGAAGAGGGGUUGCUGAAUGAUAAUAACAACAAUAAUAAUCAAUGAACAACACCAUCAAACUGAUGCGUAUGGCAUCACACACUUUGGCUUGUUUCAUAGCGGUUUGUCUUUUACUGUGGCCAAGGUCGGUUGGAGAAGGUAAGGUUUUUUGUUUUGUGAAAUUGUGUGUAGGGUUUACUUACUAAGGUUAUGUGAUGUGAUGCACCAAAUAAGUGAAGAGGGUGAUUAAGGUUUGAGACCAAGAUUAUGGCAUUUGCUGCUUGUAUGUUGCUGAAACCUGCCUACCUGAAACAACAAUAACAUGCCAAAUUAGUCUGGCCAUGUAUUGGACCCCCCUCCCUCCCUUUUGAAAACAAAAAAUAUGUAGGCCAUGUAGAUUUUUUAUUUCAGCUCAAAUAGUACCCUUUUGUUGUCUUUUUAUAGAGACCAUCCUUGUAAAACUUUUAACAAUUCUAGUUUGAGGCAUUGGCUAAAUAAUGAUAUUGAAUUGUGUUGCAUUAA